AUGGCUGCUGAAGGCUCGAAUGAUCUGCCCGUGAGGCCCGCGGAGGCUAACCCCGCUAAGGCGGAUGCGAAGCAGUCGAACACCGACGCCCUCCCUGAUUUUAUCGUCGAGCGCAACAAUUUCUUCGAAGAACUGUGGCAGAAACAUCUCGAGGAGCUCAAAAACAAGCCGCACCCGGAUAUCAACAUUACUGUCGACCUCGGCAAUGGAACCACCACUACCGUUACGGCCAAAGCUUGGGAGACCACCCCCGCCAAACUCCUCAAGGAUCUUCCGAAAGAGUUGGGCGCCAAUGCUGUGAUCGGAAAGGUUGAUGGAGAGCUCUACGACUUGGGUCGAGUUUUGGAACACGAUUGCACAGUUGCCUACAUUCCUUUCGAUGACCCAGAGGGAAGGGAGGUGUUCUGGCAUUCUAGCGCACACUGCUUGGGUGAGGCUUGUGAAUGUCAGUAUGGAUGUCUUCUUUCGCAUGGUCCGCCUACACCCCAGGGUUUCUUCUAUGAUAUGGCCAUGCCGGACGGCCGUGUCGUCAACCAGAGUGACUGGCCGCCCCUCGAGAGCAAGUCGAACCGAAUCAUGAAAGAAAAGCAGAGCUUCGACCGACUGGAGGUUACAAAGGAGGAUCUUAGGAAGAUGUUUGCGUACAGCAAAUAUAAGCUACACUACAUCGACAAGCUGGUGACGGGUGAAAAGAGUACUGUAUACAGGUGCGGUACUCUUGUUGACCUGUGCAGGGGUCCUCACAUUCAGAGCACCGGCAAGAUCAAGAACUUUAAGAUCAUGCAGAACUCUUCCGCAUAUUUCCUCGGUGACCAAGCCAAUGACUCCUUGCAACGUAUCCGUGGUGUUGCCUUCCCCGACAAGCAGCGGUUCCAUGAGCACAUGAAAUUCCUCGAGGAGGCAGAGAAGCGUAACCACGUCAAAAUCGGCAAGGAACAGGAACUGUUCUUCUUCGACGAAGUCUCCCCCGGUUGCCCCUUCCUUCUGCCUAACGGAACCAAGAUUUUCAAUGCCCUUCAGUCUCUCCUGCGAUCGGAAUAUCGUAAGCGUGGCUACCAGGAGGUCCAGACCCCGAACAUGUACGAUGUCGGUAUCUGGAAGACAUCCGGUCAUUGGGCCCACUACAAGGACGACAUGUUCAAGCUCGACGUUGAGAAGAGGGAGUGGGCGCUCAAGCCUAUGAAUUGCCCUGGACACUUUGUGCUCUUCGGACACCGCGAGCGCAGUUACAGAGAGCUUCCGCUCAGAAUUGCAGACUUUGGUGUUUUGCACCGUAAUGAGGCUUCAGGUGCCUUGAGUGGUCUUACUCGUGUUCGUAAGUUCCAGCAGGACGACACUCACAUUUUCUGUACACAGGACCAGAUCACUUCGGAAAUUGAGGGCCUCUUCGAUUUCCUGCAGUCCAUCUAUGGCCUGUUCGGUUUCACCUUCAAGUUGAAGCUCUCUACCCGUCCUGAGAAGUAUCUGGGCGAGGUUGAGACGUGGAACUACGCCGAAGAGCAGUUGAAGAAGGCCAUGUCGAACUUCAAGGGUAGCGACUGGACCAUCGACGAGGGUGACGGCGCUUUCUAUGGACCGAAGAUCGAUAUCACCAUCGCUGAUGCCCUGAAGAGAGAAUUUCAGUGUGCCACCAUCCAGCUGGACUACCAAGCACCGAUCAACUUCAAGCUCGAGUACAUGUCUCACGAGAAGGCCCAGGCCGGUGCGGAAGAGGCGAAGGAGGGUGAGACCAAAUCCAACGAGCCUGGUCCUGGCCGUGCCCGUCCCGUCGUCAUCCACCGUGCCAUUAUUGGUUCCUUCGAGCGAUUCCUGGGCAUCCUGAUUGAGCACUUUGGUGGCAAGUGGCCCUUCUGGAUCAGCCCUCGCCAGAUUCUUAUUGUCCCCGUCAUGCCUGCCGUGAACGAUUACGUCGAGGAACUGCAGCAACUCCUGCGUGAUGACAAGCUGAACGUCGACAUUGACGUCAGCGGUAACACCAUGCAGAAGAAGAUCCGUACUGGACAAUUGGCUCAGUACAACUUCAUUUUCGUUGUCGGCGCCCAAGAAAAGGAGUCUCGCUCCGUCAACAUCCGUAACCGUGACGACCCGGCCACUCAGAAGCAGGGUGUUAUGAUUCCUCUUGAGGAAGCACGCACUAAGCUCCGGGCCCUACGGAAGGAGCGCCGAUUGGUGAACACUCUGUAA
Messenger RNA from Aspergillus chevalieri, 2184 nucleotides. RefSeq names its product threonine--tRNA ligase THS1 (gene THS1). Bases 1 to 2184 code for a protein of 727 amino acids. The record is from RefSeq and is a predicted model, not a curated record. Gene Ontology annotation, cellular component: cytoplasm. Gene Ontology annotation, biological process: threonyl-tRNA aminoacylation. NCBI's taxonomy places the organism in Eukaryota, Fungi, Ascomycota, Eurotiomycetes, Eurotiales, Aspergillaceae. The transcript is spliced from 5 exons. Gene Ontology annotation, molecular function: ATP binding; threonine-tRNA ligase activity.